Messenger RNA from Oryza sativa Japonica Group (Japanese rice), 3657 nucleotides. Its product is annotated as protein STICHEL-like 4. Gene Ontology annotation, biological process: DNA-templated DNA replication; DNA repair. Gene Ontology annotation, cellular component: nucleus; DNA replication factor C complex; DNA polymerase III complex. The record is from RefSeq and is a predicted model, not a curated record. Lineage: Eukaryota; Viridiplantae; Streptophyta; Magnoliopsida; Poales; Poaceae. Gene Ontology annotation, molecular function: DNA-directed DNA polymerase activity; DNA clamp loader activity; DNA binding.
CGCGGUCGCGGACGCGACGCGACGUCGAAAGCACGGCCACUUCGGGGACGCCACCCGAGGCCACGCCCCCCAACCCACCACCCUCCUCUUGGCCUCGCUCGCCGCGAAACGCGACGCGACGCGACGCGACGCGAUGAUUUAGGCGAGGAGUCCGGAUCGAUCGCCCGCAAUGCCGGCGCCGGCGGCGACAGCGGCCGCGGGGAUGGGGAGUGGCGGCGGCGGCGGCGGCAGCGGCGAGCACCACAUGCGGGGACACGCGCACCUGACCAACUGCAUCCACCUGCGGCACCACCACGCGCACGGGCUCGGCGCCGGGAGCGCGUCGUCGGGGCGGAGGCGGAGCCCGACGGGGUCGUCCGCGUCGGCGUCGGCCGCGCUGAUGCGGGACCUGCUCGCGCUGCAGCGCUCGCGCUCGCUGCGGGACCCGUCCACCCGCCGCUCGGUGGACUCGUCGUCGAGGGUCGCCGCCGAGCCCCAGGGGGUCGGGCUCGGGCUCGGGGACGACCUCCACGACGACAGCUCCCGCCCCGGCGGCGCGCUCAAGACGCUGCUCGACCAGCUCGCGGAGAACCCGCAGCCCAAGCCGUCUCGCGGCCCGCGGCGCCGGUUCAAGGGCGGCGCGGGCCGGCGCGCCGCUCCCGCGUCCGCCACCGGCGGCGCUCUAGAUCGCGGCGUGGACGGCGCCGCCGCCGUCUCGGUGAACUCCAGCUCGCAGGAGGCCGUCUGCGGCAACAAGUACCUCUUCGGCGUCGUCGGAGGCGACGACGACGACGACGACGAGUGCGGGGUGGAGCUGCAGAGGCCGCAGGCGUCGCAGGACUCGCGCAAUGUGUGCGGCAUCCCCUGGAAUUGGUCACGCAUCCACCACCGCGGCAAAUCCUUCCUCGACAUGGCCGGCCGGAGCUUCUCGUGCGGCCUCUCCGACCCCAAGUCGGCGUCGGCGGCGCGGAGGUCCAUUGCCGCCACCUCCGCAGGCUCGUGCGGUCACAUGGACGGCUCGCGUUCGCAUCCGCAUUUCCCGGUCACGGCGAGGCUGACCUCGACCAGUUCGGACUCAGACUCGUUGCCUCUGCUCGUCGACGGCGUGCGCAAUGGCAUCGGUGGCAUUGCCAGGAGCUUCUCGGGGGAGCUCGGGAUAUUCUCGAAUCAGACCAGUGAGCUUGAUUCUGACCUCGCAUCAGAGGCACGGUCGGGGCAGAGGUCACGGGGCUCGCAUCGAGGCCGGCACCAGAGCCUCACGCAGAAGUAUUCGCCCAAGACUUUCAAGGACAUGAUUGGGCAGAGCUUGGUGGUGCAGGCUCUCUCCAAUGCCAUCCUGAAGAGGAAAAUUGGGUUGGUGUAUGUGUUCUACGGGCCGCACGGCACAGGCAAGACAUCAUGCGCUCGGGUGUUCGCAAAGGCGUUGAAUUGCCAUUCUCCUGAGCACCCGAGGCCCUGUGAUUCAUGUGCGUCUUGUAUCGCACACAAUCUGGGCAAGAGUAGGAGCUUAGUGGAGAUUGGGCCUGUUGGUAACAUUGACCUUGACAGCAUUGUGGAUAUCCUUGAUAAUGUGAUGCUUUCACCUGUACCAACUCAGCACAGGGUGUUUAUAGUAGAUGAUUGCAACACAUUGCCACCUGAUACGUGGAGUGUCAUAUCGAAGGUCAUCGAACGUGCACCUCGGCGUGUGGUUUUUAUCCUCAUCAGCCCCAAUCUUGAUCUCCCACAUAUAAUCGUGUCGAGGUGCCAAAAGUUCUUCUUUCCCAAACUGAAGGAGUGUGACAUUGUCAACACUUUACAGUGGAUUUCUACUAGCGAAGGACUAGAUGUUGAUAGAGAUGCCCUGAAACUUAUUGCUUCCCGGUCAGAUGGGUCACUGAGGGAUGCAGAGAUGACUUUGGAUCAGCUGAGCUUGCUUGGGCAGAGAAUCUCAAUGUCGCUUGUCCAAGAACUUGUCGGCUUGGUUUCUGAUGAUAAAUUGGUUGAUUUGCUUGAUUUGGCACUGUCUGCUGACACUGUGAACACCGUGAAAACUUUAAGAGAUAUUACUGAAACAGGUGUUGAGCCUUUGGCCCUGAUGUCUCAGCUUGCCACAAUAAUUACUGACAUCCUUGCUGGCACCUAUGCAUUCACGCAGGAAAGGGUUCGAAGAAAAUUCUUCAAAUGUCCAACCUUAUCAAAAGAUGACAUGGAAAAACUACGCCAGGCCUUGAAAACACUCUCUGAAGCUGAAAAACAGUUGAGGGUCUCUAAUGAUAAGAUGACGUGGCUUACAGCUGCUCUGCUUCAACUUGCUCCUGAUAAACAAUAUGUUCUGCCGAGUUCAUCCACAAGUGCAAGCUUUAACCAGGGCCUGCUUACCUGCCCUGAGGGGGACAUAGGAAGGAGCACUGCUAUAGAUCACACUAACAUAUAUGCUGGUCCUCAUGGUUUACCAAGAAAUGCUAAUCUGGGGGUUGAUUCUGACAACAACAUGGCAGGCACCCGGAGAGGAAAGGGACCUGGUGAACAUACACCAGACAACCAUGUAUUAUUAGCGCGUGCUACUAGAGUGAAUUUAUCUAGAUACAGAAAAAGUGACAAUGAGAUGAUUUGGCAGGCUGUACUAGAGCAUAUCCGAUCAGAUUCAGUGAGAAAGAUGCUGGCUAAAGAAGCACGACUGAUUUCUGUCAGCCUAGGCACAGCACCAACUGUGCAACUAAUGUUCAGCUCUCGUGUGAAUAAAUCCAAAGCUGAGAGGUCAAGGGAACAAGUUCUACAUGCAUUUGAGUCUGUCCUUGCUUCUGCUAUAACACUUGAAAUCCGGUACGAACCAAAGGAUGAUGCAAGGGCAGGUCAUGUUCCAGCUAUUUCACCGUAUCCUGAGGAUAGCACUUCCAAUGUGGCAUUAAGGAGGUCUUUCACUAGACAUAGUUCCGCUUCUUCCAGAGGUGAAAACUUAAUUAGGAGACUUCAAAAAGACAACGUGGUCCAUGGUGCUAAUUCAAAUCAGACACGAUGGGUGCAAUCAGAUCCACAUAUAUUGACUGAAGGUGAAAUUAUAGAAGUAGGACCUUCUCAAGUGGACUGGCAUAGUGAACCAAAUAACAGCGCCGGUGUCAGAAAAGAAAACAUAGUUCUUCAAGGACGAGAAGUUGUGAAUAAUGAGCAUGGCCGACAAAACAGCAUAGUAAGGGGCAAGGUAUCUCUUGCUCAUGUCAUUAACAAGGCAGAAACUUGUUCACAACAAGGAGGUUGGUCUAGACAAAAAGCUAUGUCGAUUGCAGAGAAGCUAGAGCAAGAGAAUUUGAGAUUGGAGCCUAAGUCGAGUUUACUUUGUUGGAAGGCUUCAAGCACUACUAGACGAAAGCUCUCUGCAUUGAAGAUGAGGACACGAAGAUCACGGGCUCUAUCAAGACUUGCCUUUUGUGGAAAGUGUAUUUCAACUAAGUCUCCAAGAUGAAACAUUGACGCUGAGAACCCCUAGAUUUUACAUGUAGCUAACUUAUAUGCAUAAUUUAUUUCAUGUAACUGUAGCGAUCUGUAGGCGAGUAGAUUCUUCUGUAUAUCGUUUUUUUGACAUGCAUGUAGAAGAGAGAAAAGAAAUGUCACAAGUUUUAAUUAUUCUCCAAGAAAUAUUUGAAGCCAGCGACUCUUGCUCUUAACCAUAUCAAUAAACCCUAUUUGUCCUAUUUCUAA